GUCUCCUCCUCCUUCAGUUGUUGCCACCGCCCUUCCCUCCCUUCCUCUCCGCGUCGCUCGCCGUCCCAUCUUUGGCCUGGACACCUGGCCUGCCCCCCCUUCGCGGACGCGCCGGGUCGCCGGCCGAAUCCGCCCUCCCGCCGCUGCCAACGUCGAUCUGCGCCCGCCCGCCCGCCCGCCAAGUGAGAUUCAAAGGUAGGACGACGGGGGGGUCGAGUUCUUGUCGGUUUCAUUCCUGGCCGCCGACUUCACAUGUCAACAACCCCAAGGAGCAGAAGCCAGGGUAGUAGGACCACUAGGCCGUGGAUCUUGUCAGGGAUGGACUUUGCUGGUUCCAGACGGAAGCCUAAUCUCACGGGGAAGAUUGCCGUGGCUGCUGCCCUCACGGUCAUGUGCAUAAUCGUGUUGAAACAGUCCCCUAGUUUCAGCGGUACCAGCGUGUUCUCUCGCCAUGAAACUGGGGUGACCCAUGUGUUAGUAACAGGGGGUGCUGGGUAUAUUGGCUCACAUGCUACUCUUCGUCUCCUUAGUGACAAGUACCGAGUUACCAUUGUGGAUAACCUAUCCAGAGGGAACAUUGGAGCUGUUAGAGUUCUUCAACGGUUAUUUCCAGAACCCGGAAGGCUUCAAUUUAUUUAUGCUGAUUUAGGCGAUGCCAAAGCUGUGAACAAAAUAUUUUCGGAGAACGCAUUUGAUGCUGUUAUGCACUUUGCUGCUGUUGCUUAUGUUGGUGAGAGCACAAUGGAGCCACUCAGGUACUACCACAACAUAACGUCAAACACAUUGACAGUUCUUGAGGCAAUGGCAGCACAUAAUGUAAAUACUCUGAUUUACUCGAGUACGUGUGCAACCUAUGGUGAACCUGAUACAAUGCCGAUUGUAGAAACAACUCCUCAGAAUCCUAUCAAUCCAUAUGGUAAGGCAAAGAAGAUGGCGGAGGACAUCAUCUUAGAUUUUACAAAAUCAAAGAAGCAAUCAAAUAUGGCUGUCAUGAUCUUAAGAUACUUCAACGUGAUUGGAUCAGACCCAGAGGGACGGCUAGGAGAAGCUCCAAGGCCAGAGCUACGCGAGCAUGGACGGAUAUCCGGUGCUUGCUUUGAUGCAGCUUUGGGAAUCAUUCCAGGGCUAAAGGUUCGUGGAACCGAUUACUCCACUGCAGAUGGAACUUGCGUUAGAGACUACAUCGAUGUCACAGAUCUUGUAGAUGCUCACGUAAAAGCUCUUGGUAAAGCUCAGCCAGGCAAAGUUGGAAUCUACAAUGUCGGAACAGGCCAAGGUAGAUCAGUGACUGAGUUUGUAGAAGCUUGCAAGAAGGCAACAGGAGCUUCUAUCAAGGUCGAAUAUCUUGCACGUAGACCCGGAGAUUAUGCCGAGGUAUACAGCGAUCCGUCGAAAAUCCACAUGGAACUCAACUGGACAGCCCAGUACACUGAUCUUGGCCAAAGCCUCGCCCAGGCGUGGAAAUGGCAGAAAGCGCACCCGAACGGAUAUGGACCAGCCUGAUUCAGAGUUCAAAGAUUGAGAGAGACUCGUCACGCAGAUCCAAAGGGUCCAUGUGCAGUCAUGUAGCCUUCAGACAGUUGGUUCUUCAUCACCAUAGAAAGAUAGCAAAGAGCAACAGAAGAGUCCUGAUUCUUUUAUUGCAGCGCUCGAAGAAGGAAAAAAUAUCACAGAGAACCCCCUACCUGCUCCUUGAUUAGUUUCAAAUAUAUAUAUAUAGGUCCUCGUUGACAUUUUAAUAUAAUUUGAUGUGUGCUGAGGCGCUAUAUAAUAACACAAACGAAAUUUUGUUGUAGACAGGGUAGAUCGAUCUCGUGUAUCAACUUUUGUGGUGGUAGAAUGAAAGGAUAUAAAUAAGUUGAUGUAAGUUUUUGUUUCCAAACUUGUUUGGAGUUUACAUAAGGCUGGUUCUGCCAGGUUCAGCC
Molecule: messenger RNA, 1925 nt
Organism: Zea mays
Lineage: Eukaryota; Viridiplantae; Streptophyta; Magnoliopsida; Poales; Poaceae
Exons: 11
Coding region: 253-1503 (416 amino acids)
Biological process (GO): galactose metabolic process
Molecular function (GO): UDP-glucose 4-epimerase activity
Source: RefSeq, marked validated